AUGGGGCCUCCAAAAGGAUCGCAAGCAAGAUUUGUCUUUCCAGCGCGGGAAAUGACGCCCGACCACACACCCGAAUACACAUCCGGCAACCUUACACCUGAGACAUCACACACCAAACUCACGGAGCUCGAAAAGGCUACAGCGACUCCUGACUCAACCGCUUACCUGCAGAUCGGGGAAACCACCAGCUCAACAGCGGACGAUGAGCGCCUAUUACCACGAUUCUUUCGCCUCCUGGACCAAAGCAAAGCCCUUGUCAAUACUCAUGGGCCGCAUACAACCUACGCUGGCACGAACGUAUUUGCGCGAGCGCCCAUAGUGCGAAACGAGACGGAACAGGCCUCUAUCAAAGACUUUGCAACUUCACUGGCCGCCGCACAGGACUGCAUUGAGAGCGCUCAGCUCGAUGGAGCCGCUAGAGAGGACCUCGCGACCUUCCUACGCUUGUCACGGACUACAAGCGAAGUUCUCGAAGGCAUACUUGACAGCAGCGAUCUAGACUUCGAAACGCUCGGCUGGGGUGUGUACGGGCUCUGCGCAGGAUACAUGGUCAGCACAGCACGGCGCGAAGCCUCACCAAUUCUCGCGUACAAGAAGCGCCUACACGACGCGCUGCAGAAAAUGCCCUCCAUCAAUUCAACAGUUCGGAAGAACCUAGACAGCGUUGCGUGCUGUGGCGGGAAGAUCGAUGUGCUGGCGAAGGCGAACAGGGAGAUUCAUAUUUGCGCAAAUCUGCUACUUCAGCAGUUCCGGAGGGAGGAGUGGCGGCGCGUUCGCUGGUAUCAUGCGGUUGCGGUUGCGAAGAGAUGGGCUGAUCAUUUGGACCUUUGGAAUGAGGGCUCGUAG
Parastagonospora nodorum SN15 is the source of this 846-nucleotide messenger RNA. RefSeq lists its product as hypothetical. The record is from RefSeq and is a predicted model, not a curated record. The transcript has a single exon. Bases 1 to 846 code for a protein of 281 amino acids. Lineage: Eukaryota; Fungi; Ascomycota; Dothideomycetes; Pleosporales; Phaeosphaeriaceae.